Molecule: messenger RNA, 4708 nt
Organism: Asterias rubens (European starfish)
Lineage: Eukaryota; Metazoa; Echinodermata; Asteroidea; Forcipulatida; Asteriidae
Exons: 13
Coding region: 1738-3786 (682 amino acids)
Biological process (GO): DNA recombination; DNA integration
Molecular function (GO): DNA binding
Source: RefSeq, a predicted model, not a curated record
CAGAACUGAUCCUUUUGUCACUAGCUUCCCUGAAGACAUCAGUGUGACUGUUCCCUUUGGCACUCCAACACAACAGUGACCUGGGCUGAGCCAACAACAAAUGACAAUUUGGGAACUGUCAUCUCAAGCAAGACAAUAGAAUCUGGAAGCCCCUUCCCAACUGGACAGACAACAGCAGUGACUUACACCUUCACUAAUUCUACAGGAAAUUCAGUCAAGAAAACCUUCCAAGUUACAGUGGUUGAACUAACUGAUACAGUAUUACCUCAGGUGACAGCUUUCCCAGAGGAUGUCUCUGUUACCAUUCCAUUUGGAAAAUCUGAUGUGUCUGUAGUUUGGCCAAAUCCAACAGUGUCCAACAACUCGGGACCAGUCAUAAUUAACUCAGACAGGCAACCGGGAAGUUUCUUUUCUCCAGGAACCACCCCUGUGACAUAUUUAUUCACAGAUCUUUCCGGAAAUUCAGUCACUCGAACAUUAAAUGUGAAGGUGAAUGUGCUAGAUAAUUCUUUUCCAACAGCAGACAGAACUGAUCCUUUUGUCACUAGCUUCCCUGAAGACAUCAGUGUGACUGUUCCCUUUGGCACUCCAAACACAACAGUGACCUGGGCUGAGCCAACAACAAAUGACAAUUUGGGAACUGUCAUCUCAAGCAAGACAAUAGAAUCUGGAAGCCCCUUCCCAACUGGACAGACAACAGCAGUGACUUACACCUUCACUAAUUCUACAGGAAAUUCAGUCAAGAAAACCUUCCAAGUUACAGUGGUUGAACUAACUGAUACAGUAUUACCUCAGGUGACAGCUUUCCCAGAGGAUGUCUCUGUUACCAUUCCAUUUGGAAAAUCUGAUGUGUCUGUAGUUUGGCCAAAUCCAACAGUGUCCAACAACUCGGGACCAGUCAUAAUUAACUCAGACAGGCAACCGGGAAGUUUCUUUUCUCCAGGAACCACCCCUGUGACAUAUUUAUUCACAGAUCUUUCCGGAAAUUCAGUCACUCGAACAUUAAAUGUGAAGGUGAAUGUGCUAGAUAAUUCUUUUCCAACAGCAGACAGAACUGAUCCUUUUGUCACUAGCUUCCCUGAAGACAUCAGUGUGACUGUUCCCUUUGGCACUCCAAACACAACAGUGACCUGGGCUGAGCCAACAACAAAUGACAAUUUGGGAACUGUCAUCUCAAGCAAGACAAUAGAAUCUGGAAGCCCCUUCCCAACUGGACAGACAACAGCAGUGACUUACACCUUCACUAAUUCUACAGGAAAAUCAGUCACGAAAACCUUCCAAGUUACGGUGGUUGAACUGAGUUGUAGUUCCCGAGUCAAGCGACUGACUGAGCUCUCUUCUCUAAAGAAAAACCCCAAUGUGCAAUUCAGGCCAUACAAGGAGCCCGAGCUUCUACCAGAUGAGCAGACUGCUCUUGCAGAGCUUUCCUUUUGUGGACUGAAAUUGUCAAGUCCUGAAGCGGUACUCUAUGAGAAACGACAGUUGUACACACAACCAAGUCGUUCAUCAGAUGUGUCUGAUUCAGAUUGUGAUUCGGAUGGUUCAGAGUGGCACUACGAAGAUGAUGAAUCAGGAUCAGACAGCAGUGAUAAUACGGACAGUGAUGCAGAGUCAGACAGUCAGUCCACAAUUUUUCCUGUUUGUAACAAUCCACCCAGGAAGCCGAAAGUUUUGCCGGUCAAUAGUAAAACAGGGUCUCAGUCUAAACCAACAUCCAAGUAUAAGAAACCAAAACGCAUGUGCCCAUUUUGCAAAAAGUACUUUCAAGAAAAACUAACGAGGCAUGUUCAACUGGUGCACAAAAAGGUAAAAGAAGUUUCAAAUGCCAUGAAUCUGCCGAAAAAUGAGAGGGAUGCAGCUUUUGAUUUUCUCAAGAAGAAAGGUAUUCUGGAAGCAAACCAGGAACAAAUGAGAAUGUCAACACCAGUUUAUCAGCGAGAAAGGAAGACCUCGAAUGAUAGCAAACUUGUCUUGUGUGGGCUUUGUAAUGGGUUUUACUCGAAGAUGUAUUUCAAAAAACACAAGUAUAGGUGUCAGGGAGAUUCCAAUUCAACAGCAUGCUCUAUUCCUCUGUCAUUAAUGACGCCAAAUGAUGACAUCUCAGAAGAUUUCAGAAGAGACAUUCUUUGCAAAUUCAGAGACACCAAAGUAGGUGAUAUUUGUCGAACUGAUCCUGUUGUCUUAAGUAUAGGGAAACAGCUUUGGCGAAAAGGGAUGAACAAGAAAGACAAGGUGACGGAAGUUAAGAAGUCUGUCAUGUCAGACAUGAGGCGGCUUGCCUCUUUGUAUCUUGUUUAUAAAGAUCAAGAUGCUGCCUUGGCUAAUAAUCAGGAGAACUCCACAGUGGCAGAAAUGUUCAAACGAGAACAUUUUAAUGUGUUAAGUGAAGCAAUUCAAGAUUACACCACACAGGCUGAUUCCUCAGGCAUCAAGAGUGGUCUGAAGACUGCACUGUACUACCUUAUUAAGAAGGCGUGCAAAAUAAUCAAAUCCAUCCAUUUGAUGGAACGUCAAGACGAGUCUGCUGCAGAGAUAGAUAGAUUUAUAUCCGUCUUUGAACUCAAUCAUGAAUUCAUAUUCGGUGAUGCAAUCUACCACAUAAACUACCGCCGUCAGAAAAGUUUGCGAAAACCGAUAGAGCUACCAAUAGAAGAUGAUGUUGUUAAGUUACGCCAGCAUACCAUCAACAAAGUGUCCAGAAUGGUCACCGAUGAUUUCAUGGUAUGGGAUUCUAGGAAUUUCAUCAUGCUAAGAGAUCUCACAGUAUCUCGCCUUACUGUCUUCAACGCUCGUAGAGGUGGGGAACCGUCCAGGUUGAAACUGUUUGAAUGGCAAGAAGCUGAAGAUAACCAAUGGAUUGACACCCAGAGGGCUGAGGAUAUGCAGGAUCCAAUUGAGAAGAAACUUCUAAGUCACCUUCGAGUAUCAUACCAAACAGGGAAAGGUAACAACCACUUGGUGCCAAUUCUGUUCCCACCAGACACCAUCGAGGCAAUGAGGAAGCUAACAAGUCAAGAAGUGAGGACCUCAGCCGGUGUCAAAGAGGACAACUUAUAUGUCUUUCCAUGUGUACAGGGAUCAUCAACUCAUGUUACUGGAUGGCAUGCACUUAAGAACAUAUGUAGUGAAGCAGGAAUUGAAGGAUCGGCUAGAUUGACAGCAACAAAAAAUCGCCACAGGGUCAGUACACUAUAUGCGGCCAUGGAGCUUCCUGAGCAUGAUCGAGAAUUGUUUUUCCGUCACAUGGGUCACUCAAGUCUAGUUAACCAGAAUAUCUACCAAGUACCACCUGCAAUUGCUGAGGUAGUGCAAGUUGGGAAGCAACUAAUGCAGAUUGAUGAGCGGAAUCAACAAUCUGAUACCUUGCCCUCUGCAGAAUCUUUGCCAGUAACAGUGUCCAAAGAAGUUGUUGAUGAUGGAUGUACCGAUUUUCCAACUCCACAACUGGCACCUGCUGUUUCAAAGAGUACAGGCAAGAAAGAUGUUAACAUGCUGUUGGCUUGGAAGGAUAAAGAUCCUGUUCCACAAGGUAGUCAUGGAACAAAGAGAAACUACUGCUGGCCCAAGCAGGACGAAGAAAAGGUGGUGGAGUAUUUCACAGGAAUAAUAACUGGAAAGUCCAAGCAGACGAUACCAAAGAAACUUGAAGUUCUGGAUUUCCUUAAUUCAUGCAAAAUGCAAACUGUUUACAAAUGGACAGACAUAAGAACUAAGGUGAUGAACGAGAGAGCAAAAUGGCGGAGGAUAGUGAUGAAGAGGACUAGCAACAUGAAAGAUAAGUCUUAAAAUAGGUAAUGUGUCCCUAACGUGAGGGACAACCAUCCGUGCAUUAAGGUCUGUAAUCAGCAAAUGUUUAGUCUUCGGUAUACAUGUAGGUUGGACGGGUACUGAUGUUUCUUAAAGUUUUAUAUGAGCCAGUUUUAAGCUUCGAUAGGAGACAUCAAUAAAAUGGAAACCAUUGACCAGGUUUACAGUUUCAGAUGUUUGUUUUUUUAAACUUGGAAAUAUCGCAAAAUUUAGUCAAACAAAAUUAUGGAAUUGAAGCUCAUUAAUUGACAUAUGAAAUCAAGUUCAUUAAAAAGAGAAAUGUAAUACAUGGGUUGGAAUUAGAGUGAAAGAGAACAUUUUAUUAAAUAGGGAACAAAGAAAUGAAGAAAGUAAAAACAAAGUGGCCUCUGUGCUAUACAGCACUUGAAAGAUGUUGGAUGAAAGCCAAUCCUAAAGUUUCUUAAGUUAUGGAAGACCAAAAAUUUUCCUGAAAAAUCUGGUAGAAUAAAAAUAGAAUAAAUGUUGAGAUAAAGUAACUGUCAAAAUGCUUUUAGUCUGCAAUAAGAAAUUCAUAUUAUUUAUUUUAUCAUACUGUUGCGGUCAAAAAGUGUACAACCCAUACAAGGCUUUCUAUCUCACUUUUUGCUAGCCGAGGUCUUGAAAUUAGGUUCCAUCAAACAUGUUCAACCAAAAGUAUAAAAUAUCCGCUUGUAGAAAUCUGACCACCAGUGUGUGAAGAAAUAAACAAAUCCGAGUUUUAUGUAGCAGCAAAUUAACAUUUCAAAAACCCAGCUGUUUUCAACAUUUAUUCUGUUUUACUAGAUUUUGGGGAAGUGGCUAGUCAACUUUGGUCAGCCAUAGUUCAAUUCCAUGUUAAGAUUUAAAAGUUGCUGUUCAUAUUUUUGGAGUUAAAAGUUGUUAAACAUGUUAAACAGUUAAA